Lichtheimia ornata is the source of this 597-nucleotide messenger RNA. RefSeq lists its product as uncharacterized. The transcript is spliced from 2 exons. Lineage: Eukaryota; Fungi; Mucoromycota; Mucoromycetes; Mucorales; Lichtheimiaceae. The record is from RefSeq and is a predicted model, not a curated record. The coding region runs from base 1 to 597 and encodes 198 amino acids.
AUGAAGCUCUCUCUUGCUCUCCUCUUGACAUUUGGCUUUGCUGCCACUUCCACAUUUGCAACACCCAACGUUGAAGCUGCAAAUGCUGCCAGCGUUCAAUCCAAGGACAAGGCUGCUGCUGACAAGGCUGUUUCUUAUACCGCAGCUGACGAUGUUGAUAAGCAUGGUGGUCGUCAUGGUGGUUGGGGCCAUCAUCACGGUGGUGGAUGGGAUCAUGGUAAAGGAGGUCAUCAUCAUGGCGGAUGGAAUCACGGCAAAGGAGGUCAUCACCAUGGAGGAAAAGGCCAUGACGAUGAUGAUGACGACGACGACUGGCAUCAUGGUGGAAAGGGUCAUGAUGACGAUGACGACGACCAUCAUGGCGGUGGUUGGGGCCAUCAUCAUGAUCGCCGAGACGUUGACCAAGAACAACAUCACCCACCACCUCACCAUCCCCCUCCUCAUCACCCACCACCCCAUCAUCCACCACCUCACCAUCCUCCUCCUCAUCAUCCACCACCUCACCAUCCUCCUCCUCAUCAUCCACCACCUCAUCACCCUCCUCCCCACCAUCCACCACCUCAUCAUCCACCACCCCACCAUCCUCCUGCUCAGUAA